CGCAUCCCGAGCACCCUCGAGUACACGAGCUUGACCCUCGGUAUCCUUUUUUUUGUCCAUCUAUCCAUAGAUAAAGAGAGAGAGAGAGACAGAAUAUUACUAAGUAAAUCAGUUAUUUUAACGAGUUGUUUACAAGAUCUUCGUUAAACUUUUCAUCCCCCUUAUACUUUUUCUCUAUCUCUCAAGGAAAAAGAAAUAUUAUAUAAGGGAGAAUCAUAACUCUUGGAGAUAUAAUAAUAAUAAGAAGAAAGUAAGAACUAAAGAUAAAAGAAGAAAAAUGAAGUUCUCUUCAGUGUUGUUAUUUUGCUGUUUCGUCGUCCUGGCCGAAAGGAGCCUUGCCAGUCCUUAUUUUGAUGAAGACUCACUCGCUUUAGUACCGGAAGAAGAUUCUUUGCAGGUGGUAGACUCGGAUUAUACAGAUAAUUCUUUAGACAAUUUCAUGCGAGCUGUUCAACAAAAGCGUUCCUCUUUGAUUCACCUAUUUAGACGUGCCUGCGUAAGACGCGGUGGCAACUGUGAUCACCGACCAAGGGAUUGUUGCUAUAGCUCGAGUUGUCGGUGCAAUCUAUGGGGUUCCAACUGUCAGUGUCAACGGAUGGGUCUCUUCCAAAAAUGGGGUUAAACUGGACAAUCGAUGGUGACCAGUUUCUUAAUAUCAUCUUACCAAAACCUAUAUUACUAUAUUUUCGUUUCCUUUUACAUUGUGCAGCCUAAAUACCCCCCCUCCCCUCCCCUCCCCCUUCCACUAUACGAUAUCCUUCGAAAAACGACAACAAAAAAGUGGAGGAAAAAAAUUAUAAUAAUAUAAUGAUAAUAAUAAUAAUAAAAUAAUAAUAAUAAUAAUAAUAAUAAUAAUGAUAAUGUUAAUGAUAAUUAAUAAUUUAAAAUGUAAAACACAAAUUGAUAAAGCAUACUAUACGCGAGCGUGGUCCAUUAAUUUGACGUUCGAAAACUAUAUUUUAUUAUUUAUUACUAUAACUAGAACUAUAUUUUAUUAUCUAU
Polistes canadensis is the source of this 1002-nucleotide messenger RNA. Its product is annotated as U8-agatoxin-Ao1a-like. Gene Ontology annotation, molecular function: ion channel inhibitor activity. The record is from RefSeq and is a predicted model, not a curated record. The coding region runs from base 278 to 622 and encodes 114 amino acids. The transcript is spliced from 3 exons. Lineage: Eukaryota; Metazoa; Arthropoda; Insecta; Hymenoptera; Vespidae. Gene Ontology annotation, cellular component: extracellular region.